Molecule: messenger RNA, 1320 nt
Organism: Punctularia strigosozonata HHB-11173 SS5
Lineage: Eukaryota; Fungi; Basidiomycota; Agaricomycetes; Corticiales; Punctulariaceae
Product: S-adenosyl-L-methionine-dependent methyltransferase
Exons: 10
Coding region: 1-1320 (439 amino acids)
Molecular function (GO): O-methyltransferase activity
Source: RefSeq, a predicted model, not a curated record
AUGUCCACGUUCAAGCAGCUCGAUGCGCUCGUAGCGCUUAUCACGUCGAACGUCGAGACCGUGAAGAAGGAGUACGAGCGCGCUGGAGUCCCUGCUCCCGAUCUCGACGAUACCAAGCCUCAUCCCCUUGACGGCGUCGAGUCGUCGAUCGUCCUGAAGCAAGCGCAACAAGUUAUUGAAGGUGCCUGCGCUCAACUGUCCGUUCUGGUCAAUGCCCCACAACACACCAUGUGCAACCAUAUGGAGACCGCCUCCCUGAACGUCGUCAUUCAGGCGAAUGUCGUUGACCACCUCAAGGGUCACCCAGAAGGGCUUCACGUCAGCGAGCUCUCCAAGAAGACUGGUAUUGAACAGGGCAAGCUGGCCCGCGUACUACGACUUCUCGCCACGAGGCACUGCUUCCGCGAAGUUUCCGACAAUGUCUUUGCCAACAACAGGUUGAGCAUCGUCCUCGGCACCGACCACGGAAUGUACUACACCCUCGCUCACUGGAUCGACGAAGGCGCUAGUUUCUCGACAAAACUCGCCGAGGUGCUGAACGACCCGGAGUGGGGUCCAUCGUACGACUACAACAAGAGCUGCUUCAACCGAUACACCGGUUACGGCGAGCCGCUGUUCAUCUACUACGACGUGGUGAACAAGGAGCUCGGUGCUCGGUUCGGAAAGGCCAUGAUCGGCUACAACGCUGGCAUCGGCGCGGGUGCAUUGCUCACCGGAUUCCCAUGGAAAGAGCUUCCGGCAGGAACCACCCUCUGCGACGUCGGAGGUGGCGUUGGCAACGUGUCGAUGCGUCUCGCCAAGACCUUCCCUCAGCUCAGCAUCGUUCUGCAGGACCUCGGUGUUCAGAUCGACCAGGCGAAGGAGAUCUGGAGCAAGGAGGCGCCGGAGGUCGUCGAGCAGCAGCGGGUCUCCUUCGUUCCGUUCGACUUCUUCAAGGAGUCCCCCGCAAGCGACUGCGAUAUCUACUACUUGAAGAACAUCAUUCACGACUGGCCUGACGCACAGGCGAAGCAGAUCCUCGAGAACGUGAAGAAGGUCAUGAAGCCUGGUUCUCGCCUCCUCAUUCAGGAAUACGUUCUGCAACACCUCAACCGCUCUGCCGACUCUCUCAUCCCCGUGGCGCCGGAGCCUCUGCUUCCCAACUACGGUCUCGGCCGAAUCCGGGAGUACUACCAGGAUCUCAACAUGAUGGUCUGCCUGAACGCGAAGGAGCGCACCUUGGACGACUUCACCAGCCUUGCCAACGACACCGGCUUCAAGUUCGUCAAGCUCUGGGACUUCGGCGAAACGGCAGCCAUCGAGUUCAAGAAGGCGGAGUAA